Symbiodinium pilosum is the source of this 1191-nucleotide messenger RNA. The record is from the annotation of a GenBank genome assembly. Lineage: Eukaryota; Dinophyceae; Suessiales; Symbiodiniaceae.
AUGGACAUCGAAGACUUGCAUCUCGCUUGCUUGGCUGAGAUCCCGGAAGGAGGCGGUCCUUGCCGGCUAGAGCUCGACGAGUCCGAGCCCCACGAACAUCGCGAACCACUUCAAGGAUGCGAGGGCCCGAAGCUGUUUGCUCGGGUCACAGAGGCUGACCGGGCUCGAGCACUGGAGCGGCCACCCAUGAUCCUAUCUUGCUCGCGCCGGACAGAUGUGCCCUGGGCUUUUCUGCGGCAGUAUUUGAAGGCCUUCCGCGAAGGAUUCAUGUACGUGCGGAGCCCUGUGACCAGGCACAUGGAUCCUGUGUGUCUGAAGCCAUAUGAUGAGACGACUGGCAAAGGAGUGACGUGCAUCAGUUGGUGGUCCAAGAACUAUUCGAAGUGGAUUGAGGAGUUUAAGCGUGACGGAAGCAUCCUCCACAGCUAUCGGAUGCACAUGUUCAAUUUCACGGUGAAUUCUGACGACUUGACUCUGGAGCCUGGGCUCUCGGCACCCUUGCCAGAGCGUCUGCAGCAAGUCACUUGGCUGGCCAACCGCUUUGGGCCACAUGCGGUCAAUGUUCGCUUCGACCCGAUCGUCCACUACCGGCGUCUGCCUGAACUCAAGAUCCGUGAUAACUUGCAAGACUUUGAGCAGAUAGUGCGCCACCUCCAGAGCCUUGGGAUCCGCCACAUUACCUUCAGCUUCUGCAAGCCCUACAAACAGUCUGUUCGAAACAUGUACUCAGCUGGUGUGGAACUGGUCGGGCUAUCGAUAUCACAGCAGCACCAGGUCUUAGAUCGCUUGCUGCCCUUGGCGGCCAAACACGGCGUUGAGCUUCGCUGCUGCUGCGAUACUGGCCUCGUGGGGCACCGCGCUGCGGUGCCUGAACCCGAGGUGCGGAAGGUGCGAAGAUGGGGCCUCAAGAAAGAAGGCACAGCGAAGGAGGCACGCCAGCUCCUCGCCACGCCCACAGCCCCGGAGGUUGGGGAGUCGCGGUGCCUAGAUGCGCGGCUAGCAGAUCGGCUAGCCAAAGAGCUGGGCAUAAAGGUAACCUUCCCACAUCAGAAAGAUCGAGGACAGCGUGAACAGUGCAACUGCACGGGUAGCAGGGAGAUUGGACAGUACGAGCUCCAGUGCCCCCAUUCCUGCCUCUACUGCUACGCCAACCCAAAGCCUGUGCAGCCUGGCGCGCCUGGCGGCGGUUGA